Nerophis lumbriciformis (worm pipefish) is the source of this 1677-nucleotide messenger RNA. NCBI's taxonomy places the organism in Eukaryota, Metazoa, Chordata, Actinopteri, Syngnathiformes, Syngnathidae. The record is from RefSeq and is a predicted model, not a curated record.
UGUCAGUGUGUCGAGGACUGUGCUUGUGAUGAGGAGGACAUAUUUCCCAUGAUCUCUCCAGACUCCCUAAUAAUCGCCAUGCCUCAGCCAAAGAUUGUCGACAUGGGCUCCGCCUUUAUCCAGACGCAGCAGCUCAAUGCCGCCAUGGCUGACACCUUCCUGGAACAUAUGUGCCUCCUGGACAUCGACUCAAAACCCACCACCGCUCGCAACACUGGCAUCAUCUGCACCAUUGGACCAGCCUCACGAUCUGUGGAAAUGCUGAAAGAAAUGAUCAAGUCCGGAAUGAACAUUGCCCGAUUGAAUUUCUCCCACGGCACACACGAGUACCAUGCUGAGACCAUCAAGAAUGUGCGUGAGGCAUGUGAGAGUUUCGAGCCAGGUAGCAUUCAAUACCGGCCAAUCGGUAUCGCCCUGGACACCAAAGGCCCGGAGAUCAGAACCGGCCUUAUUCAGGGAAGUGGCACUGCAGAAGUGGAACUCAAGAAGGGCAACAUUAUCAAGAUCACAUUGGAUGACAGCUAUCAGGAUAAAUGCAGCGACGAGAUCCUGUGGCUGGACUACAAGAACAUCACCAAAGUAGUAACACCCGGCAGCAAUAUCUACAUUGACGACGGACUCAUAUCGCUGCAGGUCAAGGAGAUCGGCCCUGAUUUCCUUAUGUGUGAAAUUGAGAACGGUGGCACCCUGGGCAGCAAGAAGGGCGUUAACCUGCCCGGCGCUGCCGUCGACCUGCCCGCCGUCUCUGAAAAAGACAUCCAGGAUCUGACAUUUGGCGUGGAGCAAGGCGUUGACAUGGUGUUUGCCUCUUUCAUCCGCAAGGCAGCAGACGUCCACGCAGUCAGGGAAGUGCUGGGCGAGAAAGGCAAAAACAUCAAGAUCAUCAGUAAGCUGGAGAACCACGAAGGCGUGCGCAGGUUUGACGAGAUCAUGGAGGCCAGCGAUGGCAUCAUGGUUGCCCGUGGUGACCUUGGUAUUGAGAUCCCCACCGAAAAAGUCUUCGUAGCCCAAAAGAUGAUGAUUGGCCGUUGCAACAGAGCCGGAAAACCAAUCACCUGUGCCACUCAGAUGCUGGAGAGUAUGAUCAAGAAGCCACGACCAACCCGCGCCGAAGGGAGCGAUGUCGCCAAUGCGGUACUGGACGGGGCUGACUGCAUCAUGCUGAGCGGCGAGACCGCAAAGGGAGACUACCCUCUUGAGGCCGUGCGCACACAACACAUGAUUGCUCGCGAAGCCGAGGCGGCCAUGUUUCACCGUCAGGUGUUCGAGGACCUGCGUCGAUCCACACCCCACUGUAAAGACCCCGCCGAGGCCAUCGCCAUCGGUGCCGUCGAAGCCUCCUUUAAGAGUCUGGCCUCAGCCAUCAUUGUGCUUACUGGCUCGGGAAGGUCCGCCCACCUUAUCUCCAGGUACAGACCCCGUGCUCCCAUCUUGGCUGUGACCCGUAAUGCCCAGACUGCCCGCCAAGCUCACCUUUACCGCGGGAUCUUUCCAGUCCUCUACACAACUCCCGCUCACGACGUGUGGGCUGAGGAUGUUGACAUGCGUGUCAACUUUGCUAUGGAUAUGGGCAAGGUGAGAGGCUUCUUCAAGGAGGGAGAUGUUGUCAUCGUCCUGACUGGGUGGCGUCCAGGCUCUGGUUUUACCAACACCAUGCGUGUGGUUCUAGUGGCCUGA